Cyclopterus lumpus (lumpfish) is the source of this 4968-nucleotide messenger RNA. It is a transcript of the gene six5, whose product is annotated as SIX homeobox 5. NCBI's taxonomy places the organism in Eukaryota, Metazoa, Chordata, Actinopteri, Perciformes, Cyclopteridae. The transcript has 3 exons. Gene Ontology annotation, molecular function: RNA polymerase II cis-regulatory region sequence-specific DNA binding; DNA-binding transcription factor activity, RNA polymerase II-specific. The record is from RefSeq and is a predicted model, not a curated record. Gene Ontology annotation, biological process: regulation of transcription by RNA polymerase II. The coding region runs from base 68 to 2899 and encodes 943 amino acids. Gene Ontology annotation, cellular component: transcription regulator complex; nucleus.
UGGGAGAGAGGGAGGGAGGGAGAGAGAGAGAGGAGGAACUGCGGGUGGAAAAAAAGUUAAAGUAAAAAUGGCUUCCUUGUCUUUGGAGUCUACAGAACAAUCUGAGAACAGCCCAGAGGAGCCAACGGCAACGGAGUCCAAAGAAGAGGAAGAUCCGGUGCAAAUUUCGGAACAAUUACUCCAAAGUUUCCAAAAGUCGGCUUUGAGUUUUUCCACCGACCAAGUCUCAUGUCUCUGCGAGGCCCUUCUGCAGGCGGGCAAUGUGGAUCGCCUGUGGAGAUUUCUAUCCACCAUACCUCCUUCGUCCGAGCUGCUACGUGGCAACGAGACCAUGCUGAAGGCCCAGGCACUGGUGGCUUUCCACCGGGAAGAAUUCAAGGAGCUGUACGCCCUCCUGGAGAGCUACGACUUCCACCCGUCUAACCAUGGGUUCCUGCAGGACCUGUACCUGAAAGCCCGCUACAAGGAGGCGGAGAGGUCCCGGGGCCGCAGCCUGGGCGCAGUGGACAAGUACCGGCUCAGGAAGAAGUUCCCCCUGCCCAAAACUAUCUGGGACGGAGAGGAGACCGUGUACUGCUUCAAGGAGAGAUCCCGAAAUGCCCUGAAAGAGUGCUACAAGAGCAACCGGUACCCGACUCCGGACGAGAAGAAAAACCUGGCCAAAGUCACCGGGCUGUCCCUCACGCAGGUCAGCAACUGGUUCAAGAACCGCAGGCAGAGGGACAGGACCCCGUCCGGGACCCACAGCAAAAGUGAGUCUGAUGGGAACCACAGCACCGAGGACGAGGCGAGCCUCAUGGACGACACCCCUGAUAAACCGGACGAGGCUGCUGGCUCCACAGCUUCCAUCAUCUCUCUCUCCGCCGUCCCCUGUAGCACGGGAGGCCAGCUUAUCUUCAACGGCUCCGGUGGCUUCCUCACAGCGCCUCAGUCGUUACUCCUUAAUGGAAAUUCCCUGCUCUCCAGUACCGGUGCUGGUGUCAUAAUUAAUGGGCUAAGCUUGGGCGAUUGCCAGACUGUCACACUGAGUCCUGUUGCAACCAACUCUCCGUUGAUACUGAACGGGGCUCAGGUAAUAACCAAACCUAAUAUCAGUGUGCAGCAAGCCAUUUCUAUGGCGCAGCAGGAGCUUUCGGCCUUGGAGGCCAAGCAGAGAAGUCUUGCAGCAGAUGUUCUCAGCACAAACACCACGUCAGUCUCAAACCCUCCAUCCAUCAUCUCUCUUCCUCUGCAAACCAGAACUGACAGCGGCAAUGCGAUGGAUUUCAUCAGUGUCCCUGAAUCAGAGGGCAGCUGCCAGACAGUAUCUUCAUCUUCAUCUUUAUCCCCUUCCUCACCAACUCUGUCCUCCCCAACCAGGCUCCCCUCGCUAGUCUUAACACAAAACCCCCAACGCCAGGAGUCUCUCCCCUUCCCUGCCUCCAUGUCAUCGACAGGCAUGUUAAUCUCCAGUUCUGCUAUGCCUUUCUCCAGUCAACAUGGGGAGUACGUUGUCUUUGCCACUUCUGGUUCUCACUUAAACCCUUCUAGCUCUGUCGUUUCCUCCAGCCACUCCUCCCCUCAGGUCUUCUCUCUGCCCCAGGUUGUGCCUUCCAUCCAGGGUAUACCAGUCUCCCAGCUGGUCCAGCACUCUUCAGGAGCUCAGGUGUCCCAAUGCCCUCAGUUGGUCCCAGUGUCCUCCCUCACCUUGCCAGCUCCUCAGUUCCAAAACCAGACAGUGAACACAAGCACCAGACUGGUGCAACAGCAGCAGGAUGCGUCAACAACUUUGCCUGAAGGUGCUACAACCAUAUUCUCUAUCUCACAGCUCAACAACAACCAGCUCCCACAGCGAACCAUACACCAGCUGGGGGGCCUAAGCACAAACUCCACACCCAGCAAAAUCCAGGUCCCACAAGUUAUUUCCUUCUCCUCCCCGACACAAGUAGUCCCAGUCCCACAGACCAAAGGCACCACACCAGCACAGUUAGUCCCCCUCUCCAUGCCUCAGCUGGUCCCCGUCUCCCCCAUCCAAACUUCUUCCACUAUGUCUUUUCCCCAAGUGGUACCUGCCAGUUCUUCUCUCCCCAUCCCCUCUACUGGAGUACCCUUACAGAUCCUGACCUCGGCUCCUGCAGGGGUCGCACAGGGUCCUCUCAGAAUAAACCAGUUGAGGCCCAUUCAGAGUGUGGGUCCUCCAACCGCCCCUAGUGUGCAGCUCCUCAACUCUGGGAUCAUUCAGCUGCCUUCUGCUCCUCCAGGUAACCUUCUCCUCGGUGGAGGCCCCUACCUGAGCGUCCAGCAAGGCAAGCUGAUUCUGACCAUCCCAGCAGGCAUUCAACUCACCAGUUUGCCCCUGAAACAGGUCCCUGAGGCGCCACCCUUCUCUGCGAAUGGACUGAGUCACCUUCUCACCUCCUCCACCCCUCCCGUAGUCUCGACCGCCUCAUGCCCGACCCCCUGUGGUCUCGCAUCAUCUCCCCUAAACUUCAUCAACUCGUCUCUGCUGUACGGGGCUCCAGAGACGGGGACCCCUGUCGUCCCCUCCCCUCAUGUGCUGGACCAUUCAGUCACUCCUACAGCGCCAAACACACUCACUCCAGAAAGUCUGCUCGCCCUCAGUCCCAUGUACAGUGGGGUGACACCCAACAUCCACUUGUCCCAGCCAGCCUGGAGCCCUGUGCCCCUCUCCACUUCAGCGAGUCUAACUCUGUUUGAUGUCCGUGGCAAGGGGGACCUAACUGUGGACCCGGCUUUGUUAGGCCUACCUGGAGGAGAGUCGCUGCUUCUGGGAAGCCCCUCACCGGAGCACGAUGUGGACGCCAACUCUGCACUGGGGGAUCCAGAGGAGAUGGACGGGGACUCCAAGAUUCUUACGCAGCUCCAGUCAGUCCCCGUGGACGAUGAUCUCGGCUUGUAGUCCGUUUACCUUGCUGGUUGGCAACCCAGUGUCUCUAAAAACAAAAACAAUGAAGCAUACAGUAGGUUGCAGACUCAGCUGUCUGACCGAUUUUAUUCUACGUUUUCAAACCUUGAAGAACCAAAUGUUUUUUACAAUAUGUUCUGGUUCCAACAUGUACAACAAUGAUGCUCACUCAGUAGGGCCUGGUACCAUCACAGUCUCAGCUGGCACUUUUGAGAUAAAUCCUCUGCAGUUCUAUUUCACAUGGAUAGAUUAUAUCGGAUGUUCUCGUGCGUUUCAGAGUUUUUUUUACUAAAUUCUGUACGUGCCUUAUGUGUUUUAUCAGAUGUUUGAACGUUUCCACCGGGAAAAGAAAAGACUAUUCUAUGCAAGGCUUUAUGGCUUUGCCUACUCGCUCAGCUCUUCUUUGCAGUUUUGUGGACUACAAGUUCAGUUGUACUUGGGAAAGAUGGCUGGCUUUAUUUUCUGUCAGUAGAAGAAGUUCUUUGAGGAUCGACCACAGUAACUAUACACCGGACUGUCUGGCAAAGGCAUGAAUCUAGAAAUAGUUGAGUAUGGCCUGUCUGUCCAGAGCUCAGAGAUUCAGGACUCCAGGAAUAUAGUGAAGAUUAUAUUCUUCACAAACAGAACUUAGUUUAGUUGGUUGAGUUUUAUGUGAAACCAUUAUUGCAUCAUAGCUUCGAGGACUAUACAGCAGUAUUUUAUUACUACAGGUUACUGAAGUCUGGGCUGAAACAUGCUGCCAAACUGAUUUUAUAAGUAAACUGUAAAAUGACUUUCUGCAGUUUUUAAGUGGAAAUGCUACACUCCAAUAGUAAAAACAUGAAAUAAAAGGGUUUAUACGCUAUGCAAUGCAUGUUUAGUUCUUUAUAGCACACUUUGUGGCACAAUAGCUGAGUUGAGAAGCCAGUACUCUUGGGAGACAAGAAAAAGCUUUUAAUUAACUUUUAAAUGAAGCAUGACACUAAAGCUUUUGCUGUGAUCCCACUUCGUAAUAUUUUGUUGUCAAAUGCAUCCAGUUUGUUCAUAUUGAUAAGUGCCUUAUUUUAAAGCUUACAGGUUUUAUGUUUUUACAAGUGCUAUACACACACACAACCACAUUUUGGGAUUCACAUCGUGGACUUCUUUUGAAUACCCACAUUUGUUUGUCUGUUUGAUUGCUAGUGAAAUAUAAUGUGACAGUUUUGGUUGCAUAGUCAUAGCCCGAUCUCCUCUAUUUGUAUAUUUUGCACCUUUCAUUCACACAAUGUUUACUGCGCUUCUGUGUUAUGACAGUGGUUGUAAUCAUGAAAAUAUCUUUUAUAUAAUUUUUUAAUUGGACCUUAAUGAUCCUGAUGCUGAUUUCCUGAUUAAAUCUGUUGUAAAUUGAUGGAACAGCUCCUUCAAUGAACACCUGAAUAUGCCCAUCGUUUAAGACCUUUGGCUAAUCAUGGUACACAAAAAUACAAUUCAGUGUUGCAUCUAGUUACAAUAAUGGCCUUUGUGUUUUUUUAUUAGAAUGUUUGUUGUUUGUCUUUUUUGUACAUUUAAUCUAUUUAAAGCAUGUAUCAAUCAGUAAGAAAGUGAGUCCUUGUGAAAAAAUGCAGAUAGGAAAUUACAUUCAUUUUGACUUGGAAGGUCACAUUGUUGUGCAAACUGAGGUUUUACAAUCUUAGACUACAUGUAUAAAAGUCAUUUUGAUGGUAAUUUACAAAUACAGUAGGUCACCCCCUGUUAAUAAAUGUCAAGGCCAUUUGUUCCCAGUGGCCUUUAGUAAUUAAUUGAAUGGCUUGAACAAAUCAGUUUUAGUCUGAAUUUUACUGAAAUUUAAAUAAGUAGUUAGGGGUAAAGGGAAAUGUGUCCUAUAUGUAAAAUAUUGUAGCCUGCAUUUGUUUAUAUGAGCCAUUUCUUACCAAAGCAUGAUGCCAUUAAAGCCUCAAUGGGCGUACGCACAUUUGUACCCAUUUGUUUGUAGCCUGGGACACGUUAUUGCUCUCUAACCAACAGACACAUAUGACUCCACAUUUUACCAAAGAUAAUGUAUUUUGAUCAACUUUUUGAUAUUUGUGAAAGGGAACAUUUGUGUC